CGUCGCCUCUCCCCGCAAUUCCUGGCUCCGGCUCUGCUUCCCAAAGCUGGCUCCUAAGUGAAACCCGGAAGGUGGAAAUUCGUGAACUGGAUUUCCCAGGCGCUUUCCCAAACGGACGGUUUUUACUUAGCACUGUAGCUCUCCGAUCCUUCUCCAGGUUUUGUCGUAAUCCCGAGGGCGGUUAAAAAAAAAGUACAAACUGAAAGUAAAAAACAAAAAACCAAACCACAAAAAAACAGCCUAGCAGCAACAAGACGGAAGAGCUGUUAUCCGGGCAGAUGCAUUCGCUUCCAAGAAACCAUUGGUUCAAGAAGCUGCAUGGUAGAAGAUCAGAAAUGCGGCCAAUUUUUAAUCACUGCCCUUGAUGGCAUCGGUUCCUGCAUCAUCGGUGGCAAUGGAGAAGGACCAGGAGGUGAAGGGAAACAGCAGUUAAGACCAUCUGUGGAGUAUGUUGCAGCAAUUCUGAAGAGGCAACACCUGCUUCCUAUGCCCAAACGUAAGGCAUGAAUGCAAUGAGGAAGAAGAGAUUUUGGGCAUCCUGCUUCUGCUUGAUGGCCAUCUUUUUUCUGCUUGUCACCCUACAGGUGGUUGUAGAGCUUGGAAAGUCUGAAAGGAAGAUGACGAAAACCUCCAUUUCACAAAACAGCGCAUUGAAAGAUGGAGAAUGGCAGAAAUACACCUAUCUGUUUGUAAAGAAACCGCAACUCCCCAGCGAUACAAAGACCAUUUUGAGCAAUGAGCGAUACCCUAUCUUGCUGUGGUGGUCUCCGCUGACAGGAGAGACAGGGCGGCUUGGUCGGUGCGGACAAGACGCUUGCUUCUUUACUAUCAACAGGACCUAUCAGCACAACUCUAUGACUAAAGCAUUUCUGUUUUAUGGUACCGACUUCAGCAUAGAUAGCUUACCUCUCCCCCGAAAAGACCACCAUGACUGGGCCCUUUUCCAUGAGGAGUCACCCAAAAACAAUUACAAACUCUUCCAGAGACCCGCCAUCACCCUGUUCAACCACACGGCAACGUUCAGCCGCCACUCACAUCUGCCACUCACCACACAGUACCUUGAAAGCAUUGAGGCCUUAAAGUCCCUGAGGUACAUGAUUUCUUUGCAAAACAAGAACAGCUUGAGGAAAAGGCUCGCGCCCCUCGUAUAUGUACAGUCUGACUGCGAUCCUCCCUCUGACCGGGACAGCUAUGUACAGGAGCUUAUGGCUCACAUUGAGGUAGACUCCUAUGGUGCCUGCUUGCAUAACAGAGAUCUGCCGGAGCAGCUUGAAAACCCUGCCUCCAUGGAUAACGAUAACUUCUACAAGAUACUUGCUCAGUACAAAUUUGUCCUUGCCUUUGAGAAUGCUGUCUGUGAAGAUUAUAUCACUGAAAAGCUCUGGAGGCCACUGAAGCUGGGCGUGGUACCGGUUUAUUACGGCUCUCCUAGCGUCAAAGACUGGCUUCCCAGCAAUAAGAGUGCAAUCCUGGUCACAGGAUUCUCACACCCCAAGGACCUGGCACAGUACAUCAAAGCUUUGGAUGCAGAUGAUGAGAAAUAUGAGGCCUACCUUGAAUGGAAGCUGAAAGGGGACAUCUCCAACAAACACCUGCUUGCUGCUAUAAAGGAACGCACAUGGGGAGUGCAAGAUAUCAUGAAGGACAAUUACAUAGAUGCCUUUGAAUGCCUGGUGUGCACUAGAAUAUGGGGGAAUAUGAGGAGACAAGCAAAGGGAAUGUUACCAAAAAAGUGGAAUGCAGAAGCAAGCCACCUGAGCUGCCCCAAACCUCAAGCAUUUGUUUUUCCGUCGCGUAAUAUGCACAGAACGGCUCUGCGAGAGAUGUGGAUACCGAGUUUUGAGCAGUCCAAGAGAGAAGCUCACGCGCUGAGGCAGCUGGUCGAAAGGAACAGAAAUUUCACAGCUCAGGAGUUUUGGACUAUGGUGUUUAGAGAAUGAGCCUAGAGGGAGACAAUAGGCCCUUGACUCAAGCUAGAGGGGGAAACAAACUAACACAGAGGAGCCUCUAUGAGGAACGGUUGUUUGUAGGUUGCCUUAAUAAGAUAGGAAGCAAUUUUAACCAUGGAGAUGAUGAGAAAUCAUCGUAUUCAGCGAAUACUAAUCCAGAAGACGAAGGACCCAAUUGGGUCAUCUUAUAUUUUUUAUACUAACGUUCAGGAUAAACUAUUAAUAUAAAUUAUUAGUGUAAUUAACAUUGGAGCAUUCACAGCAAAAUGCAGCCAUCUGCAUUUUACUUUCCCAGUGUGUGUGUGGUUUAUUUUGCCUCUGCAGUUGCUCCCACCCUUGAGUUGGAUACGAGUCAAGUCUUCCAUCCAGAUGCUUUGGCUUCCUGGCAUCUCUCAAGCAAAGGGCCUUGUCUAAAGGGUUUGCCUUGCUGCUUAUGUCAUUUCUGCACCUGACAGGAAGCCAAGCCACGCAGGAGAAAGGAAGACCAUUGUAGAUAAAUUGCAGAGCAGCGUAGGAGGAGCAACCUCAGGGGCAGUGUGCCUAUUGUGCUGGGGGGCGGGGGGCGGGGGAUGGUUUACAGCAGGGGUCCCCAAACUAAGGCCCGGGGGCCUGAUGUGGCCCAAUUGCCUUCUAAAUCUGGCCCGUGGACAGUCCGGGAAUCAGCAUGAAUAGAAUGUGUCCUUUUAUUUAAAAUGCAUCUCUGGGUUAUUUGUGGGGCGUAGGAAUUCGUUCAUAUUUUUUUUUCAAAAUAUAGUCCGGCCCCCCCACAAGGUCUGAGGGACAUUGGACCGGCCCCCUGCUGAAAAAGUUUGCUGACCCCUGGUUUACAGAAAGCAGGCCUCAGAAAUAAAGUCUCACCUAAGUAUGGUCCGUGUUAUUGGAGACUGGAUUCUGUGCCACUCUGGUAAAUUCUGUAAAGAGCCACUUUGUGGUUUGAAUGAAGGACCUUGUUUCUUUUCAUUUCUGGCUGGGCCAGGGUGAUGGAGAUGAUGGCGGGAGAAGAAGAGGUAGUGAAGGGUGGGAAAUGACACCACUGUUCUCCCAAUCCAAAUGUCAUCUAUUGAACAGCAUUAUAAACAGCAAUGGCACAGCGCUAUGUCCAUGCUCUGAUAAUGUCUGAAGUGUUUCCCUUAGGAGCUGACUGUGCAGAGGCUCAUGGAGGCAGGGAUUUUGUUUUAUUAAGACCUGCACAAUAUCAGAUGAUUGGGGGUUUAAUUUGAAUAUAUCUUUAUGGUUUUCACUACUUCGGACUGGAAGUACGGGGCCGAAAGUAUUCUUCACGCACAGUAAGUGUAGCUCUUCCCAACAUGCUGAUUCCAGGGGGAAAUAAAAGAGGGGGAAAUCCUUUUAUCAGCCAGAAUUGGUUUUCUUUACCCAGCUGUGAAAAAAGUACAACAUCCCCACCAGGGAAAAAAAAAGGCAACUGUAUAUAUGCAGGUACCUACAGGUGUUGCCACCAUUUUUUCCUGCUAGGACUCUUGGUUGUUUUGUUUAUUAACAGCUGUGGUAAACAAGUGCAAAUUGGGCUGAUAGAGGUAUCCCCUCUGCUCCUCUCGCUGUGGGUGUGGCGCCAACAUGUUCCCACCACUGCAUGUGCUUACCUUCCAAGUCCCGGACUGCAGAAUCCGGGACCGGCAGCUGUGUGACACCGGAAGUUGCGUCGACGUAACUUCCGGUGUCGAUUUGCCCUUCUAUGGUCACCAAAAAUUGCCGCCGCCGGCUUCGAAAGUCGCUUGUACACAUGUCCGGAAGUGCAUCGACGCAACUUCUGGUGUCGCUCUGCCCAUCUAUGGGCACCAAAAAUGGCCGCCGGCGGCACCGAAAGUCGCGUCUAUGCACUUCCGGACAUGCGUAGAUGCGAAUUUUGAAGCCGGCGGCGGCCAUUUUUGGUGCCCAUAGAAGGGCAAAUCGGAAAGAAAAAAAUGGCCGCCGGCAGGAGAAAAUAACGGAGAAAAACGGGAGACGAAGUGAUACGGGGGACCACCGGGAAAAGGUAAGUAAAAACGGGGGUUUCCCAGGGAAAACGUGGUACUUGGCAGCUAUGCAUGUGGAACUGGGGGCAAUUUAGAACUACAUCAUUAUUUGCAGCAUCAAGACCUGACAAGGCAUAAUCAAGGCUCACAAACACACAGCUUGUCGCUCUCGAUCGCGCAUUUUGUUUGUGGUGAGCGAUGGAGGCCAUGCUGGGCGGCAAGAACAUCGAUUGCACUGCAGGCAUGACCUCUCUGACCAAACACCACCUCAUAGCAGGUGGGUGGAUCUACCAGAGUGCUCCUUUGCUCAGCAUGUUUAUGCAUCACCCGUUCCCACCCCGACCCCCAGCAUCAGCAGUUUUUGUUGUUACUUGGCAGGCUGAAAUUUCCUGAUAUGGAGGAAGAAUAUAAAAUGCAUUAGCACUUGGCACCCAAAUGCUGACAUCCAGAGACAGAUUUACCCACCAUCUAGUGUUUAAAAAGGAAGCAUCCAAAGACAGGGCCUGCAUUCCAGAUUCUCGGGCAUCAUUCCAAAUAUCCUUGGUAGCAUGUUUACAACAGCACCCUAGGCAUUCCUACUCAGAAGUACUCAGUGGAGCUUGCUGCUAGGUAAAUGCCUGGGACUGCAGCCUUGAAUUUUUUGCCACUAACACAGGCCUGCACAUUAAUGCUCAGGGGUGAUGAGAAUUGUCGCCCAGCUACAUUUGGAGACCCACAGGUUUCCUAGCCAGUCUAUGCAGACCAAAUCCCACCAUAGUAUUUUUUUUUAAAAAAAGGAGCAAUGCUUCCAUUUGUUCUCACUACAUUUCGUUUGGUUAUCUUAACUUUACGUACUUUUAUCAAAACAAAACAAAACCAGUCCCCUCUUGGGCUUCAAUCGGACUCCUUUCCAGCAUCCAUCAGUUUCAUUGAUCCAGUGUUUGCUGAUGCUCUUCCAUCUUUGAUGUGGUCCUUGACAUUUCUCAGAACCUCAAGAACAAGCUGGCAACCAUAACGCUUAGCAAAGGGCUCCCUAUAAAUUCAAGUGAAAGCUGUAUCCUUCGUCCAGGCAGGAAUGCUUCUGAGUGCAGACAGUCAGACUGCCAUUGUAAAAAAGCUUUCCAUCUACAGAGGGAGGGAUUGCGAUGUGUAUCGUCAUUAAAAUUCACACAGACGGCUCAAAGAGGAAUGGGUUUUUUCAACAGCAGUGUGAGUGAGCUCUGUUGCCUUUCAUUGUUCCUCAAUUGCCACAAACAUAGGAGCCAACUCCUAGGGGCCGAGGUCCCUUCGCCUUCCAAUAAAAUAAACUGCAACGUUAUGGGCAUUGAAACAAAAUUAAAAAAUUCUUUCCAGUAGCACCUUAGAGACCAACUAAGUUUGUCAUUGGUAUGAGCUUUCGUGUGCACGCACACUUCUUCAGAAUGGGCACCACCAUUCAAAUGGUGUGUGCAUGCCAUGUCUUGUGAUUGAUUUUGAAUAUUUUGAUUUUGAAUAUUUUUUUGAUUUUGAAUAUUUUAUUGAUUGAUUGAUUUUGAAUAUUUUAUUCAAGUUGGCUCCCCUGGCCACAAACACAGACUUUGGAUCACAAGAAGUUUCCACCUAUUCCAGGCAGGGUGUAUAUUCUAUGGUCCAUGGGGUCACGAAGAGUCGGACACGACUAAACGACUAAACAACAACAACAACCCCGCACCCCACUUCUCAGUUUAUUCACUGUAGGGUUUUCUGGGUGCUCUUUAAAAAGAAAAAGAAAAGCUUUCUCUCACUGUUUAUUUAAACUUUGAAAUUUGCUCUGCUAAGGGAGAGCUGAUGGUUUCAUGGCUGACACAAGACCAGCUCAUCUGGCAUCAUGGUAUUGGUUGAUUGACAGGUGGGCAGCAGUAAAACUGCUAGUACAUUUGUAAAGCUAAGCAGGGUCUGGUAUGGUUUCAGAUUGGGUGGGGAACUGCAUGUUGAUAUUUUUGCAUUGCAGGGGGUUGGUCAACUCUCAGGGUCCCUUCUAAUCCUUCAAUUCUAUGAUCUAGAGUUAGGGGUGAGCAGUGAGGUAGCCAAGUUUGCUGAUACUAAAUUGUUCAGGGUAGUUAAAACAAAACAAAAAAGGAUGGUGAUCCCUCCAAACUGAGUGAAUGGGUAGUUAAAGGGUAGGAUAGCUCAGUCAGUAUAAGCAUGAGACUCUUAAUCUCAGGGUCAUGGGUUCGAGCCCCAUGUUGGGCAAAAAGAUUCCUGCAUCACAGGGGGUUGGACGAGAUGAGCCUCAUGGCCCCUUCCAGUUCUACAAUUCUGUGGCUUUCUAAAAUGGCAAGUGCAAUUCAAUGUAAAGCUGGGCACAGCAAAGCAUAUCAAGGCAAAAUAACAAUAAUCUUAAAUUCACAUGUACACUCGUGAGGUCUGAACUGGCAAUGAUUUACCAGGAAUUUGACUUUGGUUGAGGUGGAUAGCUUGAUGAAGAUGUCAACCCAGUGUGCAGCAGUUGUGAAAAAGGAAGAUUCUGUGCUAGGAUCCAAAUGAUAAUUCGGGUAAUUUUCUGUAGGCAGCGUUGCAUGAGUCAUCUACUGAGAUGCACUUAAAUGAAUCUUUGUGACAGAAUCUGUAUUUUAACCUAUUCUAUGUUUGAGUCAUUUGUGUAAAAGAAAAAGAAAAAAAGCAGGACAAAUGGAGAUCUUUGUUGAAGGACAUAUCCAAGAAUAUCCAUUUGACUUUGGGUAGUAAAAUAACCAGUGUAAAGCUCUAGCUGCUGCAUGAACACUUGUGGUAACUGUAAACAUGUACAUCGAGAUGGAAGGCCCAGGAUAUGUUUUUGCUGGCUCAGUCAAAAUGGCAGAGUUAUUGUGUGUUGGCCGGAGGGUUGGGGUUGGAGGAACAAAUAGCUUAAAUUGCAAGCAACUGCUAGGAGGACACAUUAGGGCAUGAAUAAUUUAGUGUCCAUGAAAAAUUGAAUUCUACUGAAGGGGAGCUUUUGUGGCACAUUUAUGAUUUGGAAAGAUGAGACUAUGCAGCAGAAACGGAAGGAGCAAGAUGAGAAAUGUGGGUAAGCUUGAUGAUGCAUAGAAGGGCAGAAGAAUCAUGUCUCACUCCAACCAGCUCUACACUUUUGCUGCAAUGUUUACAGGUCUACUUUUUUUUUGGUAGGUCUAUAGGUCUUCUGAGGAAUGGCUCUUCCCAUGGUCCCCUGCUUCCCCUUGAUCCUGGCAUAGCCUCCUGGAAUAAUGCACAUGUCCUGCCUUGCUUUGACUCUGCUACCGAAAAUUCUAACUCCUUAGCAUCUCACAUUCCCCCAUGGAGACCAGGCCAUGCUGUGACAAGCUCCUCUCCCCACUGAUCUCCCAGGACCAGAAGUGGUAUGAAGAGGGAGGAGCAGAUGACAGGUGCUUCUGCAGAGUCUCAGAUUGCUUUAGAAAGGUGGGGACCUUCAGUCUCCACAACUGCUAAUAAUACUACUACUACUAAUAAUACUAAUACUAAUAAUACUACUAAUAAUAAUAAUUUAUUCAUUACUUAUACCUCGCCCAUCUGGCUGGGUCUCCCCAGCCACUCUGGGCAGCUCCCAACAAUAUAUUAAAACCACAAUAAAACGUCAAACAUAAAAAACUUCCCUAAACAGGGCUGCCUUCAGAUAUCUUCUAAAAGUCAAAUAGUUAUUUAUUUCCUUGACAUCUGAUGGGAGGGCGUUCCACAGGGCAGGUGUCACUACUGAGAUGGCCCUCUUCCUGGUUCCCUGU
Zootoca vivipara (common lizard) is the source of this 7617-nucleotide messenger RNA. RefSeq names its product protein O-fucosyltransferase 3 (gene POFUT3). Lineage: Eukaryota; Metazoa; Chordata; Lepidosauria; Squamata; Lacertidae. Gene Ontology annotation, molecular function: alpha-(1->3)-fucosyltransferase activity. Gene Ontology annotation, cellular component: Golgi membrane. The record is from RefSeq and is a predicted model, not a curated record.